GAACAGUGCGAGAGCAUAGUGACGAAAGUCUUUUCGUCAGCCAAUCUUCUCGCCAUCCACUGCAAGCGAGUUACAGUGAUGGCGAAAGAUCUCGAAUGUCUUCGUAGGCUGCUGAAGGAGUGGAAUGUCUGGCCAGACAAUUACGUAGUUGCUCCCUAUAGCUCUGGCCCAGUCAACCCGAGUACGAUGUAUGAGCCUCGAUCAAAGACGAAGAAGACGAAAUCGAAGCCAACUCCAAAGAAGCCGACUGCGAAGAAGAGAAAGAAGACUCCCGCGUCCUUAAGCGAAGACGAGAGCUCAGAUGAUCCCGAUAACCCUAGCGCUCAAACGGGUACUCAAACCGGUACUAGUGGCCAGACAGACGCCAACAAUCAAGAUCCUCCUAGCACCGAUUAG
This is a messenger RNA of Sphaerulina musiva SO2202, 396 nucleotides long. RefSeq lists its product as uncharacterized. The record is from RefSeq and is a predicted model, not a curated record. NCBI's taxonomy places the organism in Eukaryota, Fungi, Ascomycota, Dothideomycetes, Mycosphaerellales, Mycosphaerellaceae. The transcript has a single exon. Gene Ontology annotation, molecular function: DNA binding; structural constituent of chromatin; protein heterodimerization activity. Gene Ontology annotation, cellular component: nucleosome. The annotation marks the transcript as partial.